AUGACCUCUGUCAUUGGAAGCGACCGUUAUGCUUAUCGCCCAACCAUCGCAUAUUCUGCUCCCGCUGCCCAUUCUCGAGCUGAGGACCCUGCUGAAACCAACGCAGCUAAGAGUCCCACCAUUACUGGGAUGAAAAGCAUCCGAGAGGAUCUUCAGACACUCAUGCUCACUCUGCAACCCCUUGCCAGGUCCCCUCCCGAUAAAGAUUUGUCCUCUGAGGACAAUCAUAUACCCGCUAUACUUCGCGAUGCUCCCAGCCACCUUCGCAGUUGGCUCAUGGACUUGAGUAGCCAGGAACAUGAUAAAAUUUAUAUGACAGUGGUUAACGAGGAGGACAAAUUGUGGGUUGAAGAGCAUUACGAAGAAGUCGUCAAGGCCAUGCCUGUUCAGCUCGAAUUGUGGGAAAACAAUAUAAUUCUACAAAUCCCUUCUCAAAUCCAUCAGUUUGCUGGUCGGGUCAUCAAGGAGGUGAUGGACAAAUAUAAAUCUGGCACCCACUCCAUCACAAUUAUGGAAACUGCUGAUGUCCCUCUUCUCGACAAGCAUUGGAAGCAGUGCGACAUCCAAAUCACCGACUUAGGGCCUCUGGCUGAAGGCACCAGCCCGGCCCUCCAAAAGGCUUACUCGUACCCUACUGUAGUUGUGGAAGUAGGGUUCUCUGAAUCUGCUGCAGAUGUAGAUUUCGAUAUUGUGCAAGCUUUGUGCUUGAUGGAGGGGAAGCUGUGGCUUGGCAUUGCAUUAAAAAUUAGCAAAGGCCAAAACCCUGUCCUCACUGUCACCAUCUUUGUGUUUGCGCCAGGCUUGAUGUCAGAAGACAAGGUUGCGGAGGCAAGGCUCAAACCCGGUCGAGUGUAUGGCCGACACGAGGGGCAUUGGGUCCCUGCUAUUUAUCAGGACCACAGGCGCUACAAUAAUUUCCUGGCCAUCGGGGCAAAGACAAUUGAAGAAGAUGGGAAAUGGGGCAAACCAGCUUACUAUUGUCUGCAAGACGAUAGCUGGGAAAUUACACGGGAUGUGCAUGACCAUGAGCAAGAUAUUAUCAUAAAGGAAGGGUAUUUUAAGCGUGUUUCGACAGACUUUGAGGCUCCUGCUCUGACGAUCCCUGCGAAAAAACUGUGGGAAAACUUGUUGAAGUGCAAAGAAGUCACAGGAUUGUUCAAAGGUGACAUGGAUCUUAUCAAAUAA
Desarmillaria tabescens is the source of this 1185-nucleotide messenger RNA. RefSeq lists its product as uncharacterized. NCBI's taxonomy places the organism in Eukaryota, Fungi, Basidiomycota, Agaricomycetes, Agaricales, Physalacriaceae. The transcript is spliced from 3 exons. Bases 1 to 1185 code for a protein of 394 amino acids. The record is from RefSeq and is a predicted model, not a curated record.